AUGUUCUUUGCGAAGGGAGCUGUGAAGCUGGUUAAGGUGCAUGACUUCAUGACGUACAACGGAACCGUUACCAUCCUGCCGGGACCGCGACUGAACCUUGUCCUGGGACCAAAUGGUAUGACGCUAGGUCGUGCCGAUGACAUCAAAGCGUUCGUCAGACGAGGAAUGCACUCCUUCUGGACUGAGAUCACUCUCAGUUCUGGUGGCGAAGGACGUGACUAUGUGGUGAAGCGCACGGUUACAGUGCGUGUAGAUAGAGAACCCAACGGAGAGCGGAAGGAGCGUUCCGAAAGUAAAUGGAAGAUCAAUGGCGUCGAUGCAACAGCGAAGGAGGUCGAUAAGCUCAUUAAGCGCUUGAACAUCCAAUUCGGCAACCUCUGCCAGUUUCUACCGCAAGAUAAGGUGGCUGAGUUCGCCAAGAUGGACCAGUACGAACUGUUGGGGGCUACCUUGAUGGCCGUGGGGGAUGCGUCGCUGCACGAACAACACCAGUUACUCAUUAACCUGCGGAAGGAAGAGAGACAAGAAAUUGCGGACCUCAACACCACCACCGAACGGCUGCAAAAGCUCCAGGCCGAGCACGAUCGGCAGCGGCGCGACUAUGAACGUUUCCAGAAACGCGAGAAGCUGAUGGAAGAGGCUCGUUCCUUCCUGUCCAAAGCCAAGUGGCUGGAUGUGAUUGCGAAGAGCAGGACCGCAGAUGAGGCCAAGAAGCGGUGGGUGGAGAAGCGGGACGCCCGCAGGGCCCUGGAGGGCAAGCAGGAGGAGCAAAUACGCCCCAUCAGGGAUCGCGAGGAAGCCCUGAAGGACAUCCGGCAGAAGAAGACGUCGGCCGAGCGCCUGGCGAAGGAAGCGGAUGCGCACAUGCGGCGAUUAGCUGAUAAACUCAAUAAGCAAGACAGCGAAAUUGCCUCCCUGGCUGACGAGUUAUCCUCCCUAGACCAGCAAACUAAGGAGCGGGCGGACCAGAUUACCGCGGCACGUAUGAGGUUAGAGAGGGCGCAGGCGGAGCUGGCGAAGGCACCCGACCGACCGCCGCAGGAGCUGGUCAACCGGGCGCAUGAGUUGCGCUCCCUGAUCCAAGGCAGUCUCAGUGAGUCCAGUGAGGUGGAGGCCCAGCAGAACACCCUGACCCUCCAGAUUCAGAGUCACCAGGCGCAGAUUGGGCGAGUCCGAGGCCGUCUGGACCUGUUGAACAGCCGCAAGCACCAAAUGCUUCAGCGUCUGGGACAGGAGCACCGCAACAUUGGGGUUCUGCACCAUUUCAUAGAGCAGCACCGCACGGACGGCACGUUCCAGGGCCCCGUGUUCGGGCCCCUGGCGCUGGAGAUAUCCGUCAGGGCGGCACCCGGGAUGCCCAACAGCGUGGCGCUGCAGUACGUGGAGAACUCCUGCUGGCCAUGGCUGGGUUCCUACAUCGUCACAAACAAGCAUGACGAGAAGCUUCUAAACGACGAAGCCCGGCGUAAUGGCGUCUCGCCGACUGUGAAGAUCGUUUGCUCGUCAUACAACCCUAACGUUCCGUUCCACGUGGAGCAUCCGGCGGGUACCGCCAGCCAACAUGCCGGAUACGGCAUUCUGCAUACCUUGGACGAGCUCAUCGAAGCAGCCCCCGUCUUCAUGCAUUUGGUGGUCAAGCAGUGCAACGCCAACUACAUCUACAUCGGAACGAGUCAGACCCUGACUGCCAUGGAAGCUCUCAGCCAGGAGACGCCCAUCAGGACGGUGCUGGUGGGGAACACCCGACUGUCCAUCAUUCGCUCGCGCUACAACGCGGCCGUGCGCCCAAUAGAGAACGGCGACCUCAAGCCGCCGCGGUUGCUGGGCUCGGGUGGGGGCAGCGAGGAGGACACAGAACGGGCGGAGCUGCAGCGGGAGGAGAGCGCCCUGGCACAGGAGCGCGACCGGUUGCUUGCUGAGGCAGAGCAACUAGGUCAGCAGCUGCAGCAACACGAGCAAAAGCGGCAAGCGUGGCAGGCGGAGAUCAAGCGGCUGGAAGCGCAGUAUCAGGCCAUCCAGCGCAAGCGCACUGACCUCAUGGCCGCCGUUGCGAACGCUCAGCGGACCCUGCGGAAUAAGGAGGCCGUGCCGGACCCGGAGCUGCGACGGCCCGAGAUACGGCGCGGCAUCCACGAGAAAAUUACGCAUUUGGCGAGCCUGAGCCAGCAGGUACUGGCCGCCGCGCAAGAUCUGUGGAUGCACAUGCGGAAGUUCCAGGCGCUAGAGCUACGGUUCUACGAAGCGACCGCGCAGCUCAAUGCGCUCAAGGCAAGUCGUGACAAGCGCGAGAAGGAGCUGCAGGCGGCGCGCAAUGCAGCCCACACCGCCGAGGAGGCCUUGAAGUCCGCCAAGAGCGACUUGAAAUGCACCAUGGACAACGCCACGGAGAACUACCCACUCAGCGAAGCAGACAAGGAAGAAGUGAAACGGUUGGCGGCGGAGGGCGUGCAACCCAGCGCGCUGCGUGAGGCAUCAGAAGCGAAGGCGGCGGAGGCGGAGCAGGUGGUGUGCAACAACCAAAACGUGGCGAACGAGUUCCGCAAGCGCCAGGCGGAGAUCACGCAUCUCACGGAAAAGAUGAAGCAGCACGAGGAGCGGUGUCAGCAGCUGCGAGGGAGCAUUGAGGACGCCCAGAGCCUGUGGCUCCCAGAGAUCCGCAAUAUGGUCUCCACGAUCAACGCGUCCUUCUCCAACAACUUCAAGGAGAUCGGCUGUGCCGGGGAGGUCCGGCUGCACGAGGACGAGGACUUCGAGAAGUUUGCCAUCCAGAUUCUGGUGCAGUUUCGGGUGCAGGAGGACAUGCAGUUGCUGACCGGCACCCGGCAGAGCGGGGGCGAGCGCAGCGUCUCAACCAUCCUGUAUCUGAUCGCGCUACAGUCACAGAGCCUGCAGGGUGUCACGGCGACCCCCUUCCGCGUCGUGGACGAGAUCAACCAGGGCAUGGACCCCAUCAACGAGCGCAAGGUGUACAAACAGCUCGUGGCCGCCAGCACGGAGGAGCACACGCCGCAGUGCUUCCUGCUGACGCCCAAGCUGCUGUCUGGUUUGGAGUACACCAGCGAUAUCCAUACACACAUCAUCUACAGUAGCGCCGAAAUGGAGGCAGGGCUGCCGACGACGUUCACAACGGCUGACAUCUGCGGCUGA
Molecule: messenger RNA, 3147 nt
Organism: Volvox carteri f. nagariensis
Lineage: Eukaryota; Viridiplantae; Chlorophyta; Chlorophyceae; Chlamydomonadales; Volvocaceae
Gene: smc5
Product: structural maintenance of chromosomes protein 5
Exons: 26
Coding region: 1-3147 (1048 amino acids)
Biological process (GO): double-strand break repair via homologous recombination
Cellular component (GO): Smc5-Smc6 complex
Molecular function (GO): ATP hydrolysis activity; ATP binding
Source: RefSeq, a predicted model, not a curated record